Messenger RNA from Liolophura sinensis, 2017 nucleotides. RefSeq names its product atrial natriuretic peptide receptor 1-like. Lineage: Eukaryota; Metazoa; Mollusca; Polyplacophora; Chitonida; Chitonidae. Gene Ontology annotation, biological process: cGMP biosynthetic process; receptor guanylyl cyclase signaling pathway; protein phosphorylation. Gene Ontology annotation, cellular component: plasma membrane. Gene Ontology annotation, molecular function: ATP binding; guanylate cyclase activity; peptide receptor activity. The transcript is spliced from 16 exons. The coding region runs from base 5 to 2017 and encodes 670 amino acids. The record is from RefSeq and is a predicted model, not a curated record.
UACCAUGAUGCCACCAUUUUCCAGUCAUCUGGACAACGAAACAAAGGUAGACUUGGAUGCGGCCUUCCUCUAUGAUGCUGUUCUCCUUUAUGCCCUAGCUCUGAAUCGAACUCUGGCCUCCGAGGGAAAUAUUUCACAGGUAUCAGAACACCUGUUUGGUUGGGAAUUUGAAGGUAUCGAUGGCCUUGUGGUUGUUGACCAUAACGGAGACCGUAGGCCGAACUAUGUCUUAAGGAAUUAUGUAUCUGGAAGCUAUGUGACCGUCGCUCACCAUUUACGGGCGUGGCCAUUGAAGCUGAACGAUGAUAAUGUUCUCUAUAUGACUUCGUUUGACAAUAGUCAAUGUGGAAGUAGCUUGAUGAAUUAUGACCAGAUCUUCUGCCAGACAGCUUUGUAUCGAGGGGGCUUGGUUUGCCUGAAGCACUUGGAAACUCGACACGUGGUUCUGAACAAGGACGUGCUUCGUGAACUAAACACGACCAGAGAAUUAAAACACCAAAACGUGAACGCGUUCUUUGGAGCCUGUGUGGAUACCAAACACGCAAUGCUGGUCACAGCGUACUGUCAUAAGGGAAGCCUUCUAGAUAUCCUUGGCAGCGACAAGAUCAAACUGGAUCAACUUUUCAAAGUGUCGUUUGCGUUGGACAUAGCAAAGGUUCAUUUCGUGACCUCUGCAGGCAAGUUUGAAAACUCAAUAAGGUCUAUAAGUUUUGUAGACUUAGGAUGGGAUAUAAAUAGGUUGUUGUCAUUAUUGCAGGGUAUGGAAUACAUUCAUCGAUCAGAUAUCCAGGUUCACGGGCGCCUGACUUCCUCCAAUGUACUCAUCGACAACAGAUGGCAAUGUAAGGUGACCGAUUUCGGCUUGUUUUCCAUCUUACCGCGGGAGGAUCCAAAGAACUGUGGAGAAUUCGCCUCUUAUCAAAAGAAACUUUGGUUGGCCCCAGAGCAUCUGCGGACCCCUCAGCCGGGCAGAAGUGUCCAGGGGGACGUGUACUCCUAUGGCAUCCUUCUCCAGGAGAUAGCUCUACAGGCCGGUCCUUAUGACAACGAGGCGGAAGAACCAAAAGUCAUUGUUGAGCGUGUGAAGUUGGGCUCUCAACCGCCGUUCCGCCCCAGGGUUUCGCCUCUGGCCUGCCCUGACAGUUUCCAUCGCCUGAUGACCCAAUGUUGGACAGAGAACCCAGGCGACAGACCAACUUUCAAAACCAUUCUGGCGAGUUUAAAAACCAUGAAUACAGGGGGGAACAUAAUGGACAAUAUGAUACAUAUGAUGGAGAAGUACGCUACUCGUCUGGAGGACAUUGUAGAGGAGAGGACCAAACUUCUGGUACAAGAGCAGGCGAAAACAGAGAAUCUAUUGUCCAGGAUGUUGCCUAAGCUCGUAGCUGAUGAGCUGAAGGCAGGAAGGACAGUCACGCCAGAAUAUUUUGAGGCAGUAACUAUCUACUUCAGCGAUAUUGUUGGAUUCACAGCCCUCUCAUCAAGAAGUACACCUAUGCAGGUUGUUGGAUUCCUCAAUGAUUUGUACACGUGCUUCGACACCAUCAUCGAGAGCUACGACGUGUAUAAGGUGGAAACUAUUGGCGACGCCUACAUGGUAGUAAGUGGUCUGCCUCAAAGGAACGGAAACCGCCAUGCUGGGGAAAUAGCCAGUAUGUCACUAGACCUACUCGUCGCGGUGGGCAGUCUAAAAAUACGCCACCUUCCCGAAGAGAAACUAAAACUGCGAAUCGGCUUACAUACAGGAUCCUGUGUGGCAGGGGUGGUAGGGCUGAAGAUGCCAAGGUACUGUCUCUUUGGCGACACAGUCAACUACGCCUCCAGGAUGGAAUCUAAUGGAUUGCCUUUGAAGAUACACAUGAGCCCCGAGUGUAAUGCAGCGCUGAUGGCCUUAGGUGGUUACCAGACUGUGGAAAGAGGAGAGGUAACUCUCAAGGGCAAAGGAACAAUCAUUUCAUACUUCUUGGAAGGACGAGAUGGGUUUGACAAAGUUCUGCCAGCAGUCAACGGGAUUUGA